This is a messenger RNA of Thunnus maccoyii (southern bluefin tuna), 3396 nucleotides long. It is a transcript of the gene rorc, whose product is annotated as RAR-related orphan receptor C. Bases 318 to 1841 code for a protein of 507 amino acids. The record is from RefSeq and is a predicted model, not a curated record. The transcript has 13 exons. Gene Ontology annotation, biological process: regulation of transcription by RNA polymerase II. Gene Ontology annotation, cellular component: nucleus. NCBI's taxonomy places the organism in Eukaryota, Metazoa, Chordata, Actinopteri, Scombriformes, Scombridae. Gene Ontology annotation, molecular function: RNA polymerase II cis-regulatory region sequence-specific DNA binding; zinc ion binding; nuclear receptor activity.
GGAGGGGGGUUGGGGGACCGGAGCGCACGGCUUGUGAACGGCCGGCCGGUCCAGCUGCACUCUCUCCUCUCAGCUGCCUCGGGGGGGGGGACUGAAUUAUUUCAAAACAACCACGGCAAGAGGAGGUGUACUGUUGAACGAGGGAGCCUGAUUGAGAGGGUAAGAAGAUGAUGGUCGACUUUUGGGACCCGCUGUAAGGACAGAAAGGAGGCGAGAUGGCAGUGCAUGUCUUCAAAUGCCUGCGCCGGCCCGGGCGCUAGAACAACAGUGAGAGGUAGUGUGUUUGUAGGGCCACACAGUGUUUGGACAGGAGAGUUAUGGAAUAUGAGGAGCCCGACGUGCCCCCAGCUGACACCCCCAUCAAAAGAGACGGAGCCGUGUCCAAGAAGACUCAUUUGACCCAAAUUGAAGUUAUCCCAUGCAAGAUCUGCGGUGACAAGUCCUCUGGAGUGCAUUAUGGAGUUAUCACCUGUGAGGGCUGCAAGGGAUUUUUCCGGCGUAGCCAGCUGCCCACCGUAUCCUACUCCUGCUCCAGGCAGAGUAACUGUCAGAUCGACCGGGCCAGCCGCAACCGCUGCCAACACUGCCGUCUGCAGAAGUGCUUAGCGCAGGGCAUGAGCAGAGAUGCGGUGAAGUUUGGACGGAUGUCUAAGCGCCAGCGGGACUCUCUGAUUGCUGAAGUGGAGAGGCACCGACAGCAACAGCAGCAGCAGCAACAGCAGCAGCUUCAGGCAGACGCUCAGUCUGUUUUGUCCUACCCCAACAAGGCCCGUCAAGACCGCUCCCCGCAGCUCCUUCAGCCCAUGGCUUCAGCCUACACCUUCACUGGGGAGGCUGGACUUCUGUCCUACACUACUGAAGUUCACCCUUACCUGAUGUGCUCCCCGAACGACUCGCAGGUGUCAGACAUGAUCUAUCGAAGCUCCGGUGUCUCUCCCUCAUCUAGAUCCCAGGGGAGGGGGGACAACAGCGGAAACUCUGACGUAAGAGUAUUUGACUCCAGACAGCCACCUCAUGAUCUGAUGGCGAUUCAUCCUUACAACCCACUGGAGGAUCCUUACAGCCUCUAUCCUCACUCUCUGCGUAAUAUAGAUGAGCUGUGUGCCAGCAUUGUGCGUUCCCACAGAGAGACCUGCCAGUACAGAGUGGAGGAGCUGCAAGCUCUCAGAUGGAAACUGUUCAGCAGGGAGGAGAUCCAAGCCUACCAGAGCAAAUCAGUGGAUGAGAUGUGGCAGCACUGUGCCAUUCGACUGACUGAUGCCGUGCAGUAUGUGGUGGAGUUUGCAAAACACAUCCCAGGUUUCCGUAUGUUGAGUCAGAACGACCAGAUUGCUCUUCUUAAGACUGGUUCUAUGGAGGUGGUUCUGGUGAGGAUGAGUCGGUUCUUCAACACAGAGAACAACACUGUCUUCUUUGAUGGGAAAUUUGCUGGAACUGAAGUCUUCAAGUCUUUGGCAUGUGGCGAUUUAAUCGCAGCAGUGUUUGACUUUGCUCAUGGCAUGUGUGCUUUAAAGCUCACUGAGCAGCAGAUUGCUCUCUUCAGUGCUCUGGUGCUGAUCAAUGCAGAUCGGCCAUGUCUGGAGGAUAGAGGCAGGGUUCAACGAGUGCAAAGAAGUGUGGAGUUAGGCCUCACACACAUUCUACACCGAGACCACCAACAAAGUCUAAUGCAUAAGCUGCACCAGAGGAUGGAGGUGUUGCGUUCGCUGUGCAGUCUGCACAUGGAGAAGCUGCGCUGGUUCAGUCAGCGUUACCCGCUCACCGCUCACUCUAUGUUCCCUCCACUCUACAAGGAGCUGUUCGCCUCUGAGGCAGAGCUGCUGCCGGGGACCACUCAAUGAUAAUUCAUGAGAAUAUGGAAAGACACAUUUGUACAUACAUACACAUAAUUUUAAGUCUCAUCUUCUCGACAGAAACUAUUUUUCUAAAAAUGGGAAAUGAAUAAGACAAGCACAAUAGUCAUAGGGUGUUCACUAUUACAUCACGUCUACAGAGCUUUUUGAGGUAGAUUAUGUCAAACAUAAAUUUCAGUAUUUUGAUAGUUUAAGACUAUUUUUGAUUAUUCCAGGGAAACAUGUAUUUUGUUGUUCCUUGAUGAUACUAUGUCUGAGUACAUUGUCAGUGGGGUACAGGUUUCAUUUUCUCUCAGGUUGUGCUGUUGUGAUUCUGUGUUACAGUGUGUUCAGACAUAUAGAUUCAAACAGGCAGGACACCAAUCAUUGUCUUUUGAAACUUGAAGUCCACUUUAAAGCCCACCUAAAAACUAAACCGCGAGUAUCACCGCCUACUGAAUUGGAAGGUGGCUUUAAAAAGGUAUUUGCCAGCAGCUUGGAUUCACAAUAGUUACUUCAGUGAUGACUCAGUUUCACCGUGGAAAAAAAAAAGUAUCAAAUCAUCCAUAGAAACUUUAAAACCACUCAAGCAGCAUAACUUUCUCCUCUGUCCAUUCGUGUACCAGAGGAUGGAGGUGUUGCAGGCCCAGUAUGUUGCAGACAUCAAUAUUCUUGUAAAUACGGCUGCUUGUUAAGUCCUUAUACACCUCAUCCUGUGUUUGAUCCCCAAAAGAUAGAUUUUGGCUGUAGGUGGAAACUCUUGAGAGAGCACAUGGGGAGUUUGAUCUCAGUUGUUCCCAAACAAUCUUUUGGUACUUCCCCAGUCUUUAAGGAGCAUUCAAAAUAGUGUGCGCCCACAACAAGUGAUGCAUUGACGCAGUUAAUCUUGCAGCUCAGCAUGAUUGUUAUGUGAUAUUGUUCCAGUAAUGUUGGGUAUUUCAAGGUAAUUAUCCUGCGAAACAAGAAUUUCCUGCUAAGGAUAAAAAAUAAAUUUGUCAAAUGCCAGUUAACUUUAUGAUCGCCCCCCUCUGUUUCCCACAGUGUGGCAAUCUCAGAAAACGAUUGCCCAAGUAGAGCUGAAACACUCCCAAAAAGCAAAAGACAACCUGCCUCUUUUGUAUCUGUAUGUCUAUAGAGAAAUGUUUCUCCUCAGGUUGAUGUUGUCACAGAUUGACUAAUGAAUUCUACAGAGCAGCAGUACCUCUAAAAUGUAAUCCUUUGUGUUUAAAAAGAAAUCCUUACAGGCUUUUAUAUCUUUUGAGCUUUGAAAAGAUGUGUUGCAUUAAAUGUAGAAAAAAAAAGAUAUAUUUGGAGAUAUAAAAGAACUAGACGUCUCUUCCUCUGUGUGCAAAUUGUUCCUUUUUUUCAGAUUAACAAUGCAUAUGUUUUGUUUUCUCUACAUACUUUUGAAUAAAGCCACGAGUAAAGAGGAAACGUUGAGAGGUUUCAGCAUUAAAGUACUGUAUGUCCAGAUGUAGCCCUCUCUGUUCCUGGAGCAGAUGAGAUUAUAAUGAAGAUGAUUCCAUGUAAAUCUUCAAAUAAACUGCUGAGGCUGUGACACCAA